This is a messenger RNA of Dunckerocampus dactyliophorus (ringed pipefish), 5329 nucleotides long. RefSeq names its product nucleophosmin 1b (gene npm1b). Gene Ontology annotation, cellular component: centrosome; cytoplasm; nucleolus. Gene Ontology annotation, biological process: ribosomal large subunit export from nucleus; chromatin remodeling; ribosomal small subunit biogenesis. NCBI's taxonomy places the organism in Eukaryota, Metazoa, Chordata, Actinopteri, Syngnathiformes, Syngnathidae. Gene Ontology annotation, molecular function: histone binding; chromatin binding; RNA binding. The coding region runs from base 55 to 930 and encodes 291 amino acids. The record is from RefSeq and is a predicted model, not a curated record. The transcript has 11 exons.
UGUCGCACGUCCGUCAGAGUAACCUGCGGAAGUAAACCCACGUACACAACAAAGAUGGAGGGCGAAAUUUCAGAUAUGAACAGACCUCAAAUGUACUUAUUUGGUUGUACCCUCAAAUCGGACAAAAGGGAGUACAAAGUUGACGUCGACGACGAUGAAACGGAGCAACAGUUGUCAAUUAAAGCAGCGUGCUUGGGAGCCGAGGCUGAGGACAAGUUCCACAUGGUGGAAGUGGAGGCCCUCACAUAUGAUGGGAAGGCCACCAAAGUGCCACUGGUCGUACUGAAGCCAUCCGUCCUGCCCUCUAUGAGUUUAGGUGGAUUUGAGAUCACGCCACCAGUUACCUUACGUCUCCUGUCAGGUUCCGGGCCGGUGCACAUCAGCGGGCAACAUUUUGUCAGUGUGAAAGAGUCAGACGAUGAAGAAGAACACAACACGUCGCCGGUGAAGCGGCCCGCGAGCUUGAUGAAAGGGAAAAAGGCUGCGCUGAAAAAGCUGAAGAUGGAGACGGAUGAGGACAGCGACGAGGAGGAUGAUGACGACGACGACGAUGAUGAAGAGGACGACAGUGAUGAAAAUGCAGUGACGCCCCAGAAGAGUGCCAAGAAGAGCCCAGAAAAGUCAAAGAAGGCCAACAAGAGAAUGAUGAAACAUAACGGCCCCGCAGCAAAACCGUUAGGAUCAGGGCUCCAAGCACAGGUUAAGACACCUGUUCCAGGAAAAGACAAACCCCAGACCGGGCCGUCUAAAUCUCAGUCUUUGGCCGAGAUAAAGAGCAAGUUGUCAGCGGCAGCCAAAGAGGGGGGACUGCUGCCCAAGACGGAGCAGAAGUUUGAGAAUUUUGUGAGGAACUCCCUUAAUAUUUCUGACAAAAGCGUGGUCAAGGACCUGUGGAGAUUUGUAAAUACGGUGAAGAUGGAGAGGAAGUAGACGUCCUCGCCUUCUUCUGAAAUGAUGUUGUUGCGUCCCGUCAGGUGAUUUAAAGGCACAGUCGGCGACAUUUCCUACUUAGCCUUUUAUCGUGUCAACAUCUUUGUAUGGCUCGCAAGGGACCCCUUUUUAGACGCACGACGUGGAGCCACUAGUAUUUCACCCUAUGACACAUUUAGCACAAGCCGCCCAUCUUGUCACAUGUCAAUCCGCACCACCUGUAGGAGAGCGAGGCGACACAUGGCCAGUUCAGACCUGCUGCUGAGUGCCACCUGCUGCUUUUACGUUCAUACAUACAUGACAAUAUCAAGGCAUUUGAAGAAUUGAAUAAAGAAGGCUGGGUUCCUCAUAAAAGGCACAGGCAAAUUAAUGCCUGAUCUGAUGCAAGAUCUCCAGUCAUGACUUCUCGGGAUAUGAGCAUCAGUCAAUGACUUCUGUACAACAAGCCCAAUUGCAUGUGACUCUAUCUUCCUCUUCAAACGGUGAGUUUUAAGUCCUUCACACACACACACACACACACACACACACACACACACACACACACACGCGGGUGUAAAUCCUACAACAGUAGCUAUAAAACAUGAAGCACCUGCAGAUGUCACAUUUUAUUACAUUCAGGUGGUGCAAGAUGUGUAAUUGUGUGCAUGCUGGGAUUGGCGUGUCUGCAUCUUACUUUGCUUGCAUGUUCCAUUAAAAAAAAAAAAACAAAACAAAAAACAUCUACCAUUGCGGCCGACACCGACCGUGGGAGCUCUGCGUUCUGUUAACCUGUGCGUCCAAAAGAGUCAGUCAUGAAAUCGGAAAUAUUGCAGAAUGUGCCUUUAAAUGUCUCUACUGUACAAUGAGAUACGUCCCAGUUCUUAUGUGAAUGACAGCCAUGUUAUGUUUGUUUGCUUUAUAUGACUUUGUUAUACAUGCUUUGUACAGUUUUUGUGUUUAAGUAAGCACCGUCAACACCAAAGCCACGGUUUGGUUAUCCAGCAGUCCCCACAGCGAUUCAGAAGCCAACUCUAUAGAAAUAAAAACACUCAUCUAGUUGCAGUACAUGCUGCAGUAACUGUUGCAUAUCUUUCCAACUCAAACGAAUUUUCUCGCUUGAUGUUCUUCCAGGAACACACCUGGCGCUUCUGGAUCAGACGGGUGUCAUUCUUUCCCUUUCUGCUUUUCUCUUUUAACACAUUUGAUGCAAAUGUAAGGUUUUAUUCCCGGAGUCAUGUCGAAAUAUAGAAACCGGCCGCAGACGUAACGAAUAGCUUCGAUGUAGAAAAUCAGUGUGUUCUAUAAAACCCGACAGAUGUGUUUUUCUGUUUGACUCCUCAAAGCGGCGCAUUAAGAAGAAAUUAAAAGCACAGGGAACCAUCACGAGUUGCAUCGGCGCAUGUCCAAGUGGCCUGCAGUGCAUUUGAACGUAGGACAAUCCUGUGAUUCAGCAAGAGCAUGGUGUUUAUUGCAACAUAAUCAUAAGGUAUCUAUCAGAGAAUGACAUGAGCAUAGAAUGAUGUCACCUUGACAGAAACCACAUAAAGUACACAAGCCCUCCUUAAUUGUUUGCACUCGCGGAUGUCUGACGGCUAAAAGCGUGCGCUCAAUCCACGCUUAUUAUGUGUUUAUGAUGCCGUUUUACGGGGCAAAUGUUGGCACCGGGAUGCCGUCUUUUAACGAUACAAAUGGCUCGCGUCAGCUUUGUCGCUAAUGAUUACUUGGAAUAAAACCUUGUAACCGUGUUCAUCUCAUCUACCGACUCUUCAUUUGCUACAUCGAUCAUGUCGCAAAAUCUCAUUUUUGUUUUGUCUUAGGGUCCCUCCGCUGAAUUGAAUGUGUUUUUUUUCUACAAAGACACUCAAAAAAAUAGCAACACUAUAUACAAUAUAUACUUUUGUGUUUGCUCCCAUCUUUCAUGAGCUGAACUCAUGUAUGCCAAAGGCCUGUAUCUUUCAAAUAUCGUUCACAGAUCUGUCUGAAUUUGUGUUAGUGAGCACUUUUCCUUUGCACAGCCUUAGCCUGGUCACACUAAAAGGCCACCACAAAUGUACAGUUUCACUGUAUUGGGGUUUCAGACAGUUUGUAAUAAUGCAACACCAUUGUUGCAGCAGCUGUUUGUCAGUGGCUGGUCUCAAACCAUCUUGGAGGUAAAGGUGCCGGCUUCGGAGAUCCUGGGCUGGUGUCGUUACACGUGGUCAGUGGUUGUGAGGCCGUUUGGAUGUACAGUAAUCCCUCGUUGAUUGCAAUUAAUUGCGGUUAACUGUAAUAAUUGAAUUUCCGCAAAGUAGGAUUUCUUAUUUAUAAAUGGAAUAUUUUGGUAGUUAGAACAUAGAAAACUUGUUUACGACGCUUUUUAACAUUAUUAGAGCACUCUGUUCAUGUAAUAACACCCCUAUAGCCGCCUUUACGAUCAUAUUACACAAUAUAGUAGAUAUGAUAAGAGAAAAUAAGACCUAAUAUAGACUCGCACGUUAGCAUUGGGAAAGUUUCUUCUUGUUCUUUUUUUUACUUCCUGUUCUUUACAGUACAGCGGUGCCUUGAUUAACGUCAUUAAUCCGUUCCAGAAGGUCUGACUCAAAACAAAACGCACUCUAACCAAAGCAAAUUUUCCCAUAGAAAACAAUGUAAAUCCAAUUAAUCAGUUCCAGACACCCAAAAAUGUUAACACAAAACACAUUUUAUAGACAAUAAUUAUAGUUUUACUUGAUGCAAAAAGAAUUGCAAAUGACAAAUGAAUGGACAACUGAACAUGUAACAUAACUUUUAUCUAGUUUUGUUGGAAAAAAAUAACGACAAAACCAUCAGUUAACAUAAUAAACACAUUCUGCUGCAACCGCAAUUUGCAAAAGUGUAAAAAAAUAUAUCAAACUAAACAAACUUUCUAGAACCAGUUAACUUGAUCCUUGCCAUUUAAUAUAGAAAAUAUUUUUAAAAACGCCAGCGGAAGUGACGUUGCGGAAGUGCGCUGGCGAGGAUGCCUUACGUCUGGUGACGUGUGCUAUGUUUGACCCGAACAUGCUACAAUAAGUUGGAAUGUUUAUGUUUGAAAUGAAAUGGAUGUAAAAUGAAACCAGCAGAGACACCGGGUGUCACCCUCGAUGCGCCGCCACAUUGAUAAGACUGUUACGCGGGACGUUUUUUCUGUUUCUGUUUUGUGCAGCCCGUCUGUUUGUUACGUCGCGUAUCUCUCUCCUGCAACAAGUCAACAAAUGCUGUUGCUCUAAAAUGGCGCCCGCAGCCCACAGUGCAUUGUGCGAUCACGUGCAAGUAUCGCCAGAUUUGUCUUUGCGCGUGAGCCAAGAUGACGGCGUAAACAAACCGGACGCUAAACAAGCGGGUGAACGCAAGCCAAGGCAACCAAAACCGGGGCGGACAUUACCCAAGGUGCCACUGUACUUCCUGUGGUGGCUAUUGUCUCACCGGUGUAACAUUAUUGACACCUAGAGGCCAGUGUAGAAUACUACAUAUCAUCACGAUAUCAUCUUUGAAUGCAUCUUCUGAGUGCCUUAUAUUUGCAUUUUUGUUCAUUUAGCCAUUUUUAUGCUGGAAAUGCUUCAUUUAGGCAAAACAUUUCCCUAAAUAUGCAUAUUUUUGACUAAUAGGCCGUGUUCAACCACAAAACAGCAAUGAUGUAUUAAUACUAUAUGUUUUAAAAAAAAAAAAAACUGACAGAGUGAAGCUGCCAAAUUUGAAGCGCAAAGUGGCUGUACACAUUCCCUCAACACUUGGCGACACCCAUGGCAUUGUGCUGUGUGAUAAAACCGCACAUUUUUGAGUGGCCUUUUGUUGUGGCCAGCCUAAGGUACUCGAUAAUCAUGCUGUCUUAUCAGCAUCUCGAUUUGCCACACGUGAGUUGGAGGGAUUUUCUAGACAAGCAGAAGUGUAGAUUUGUGAACAAUAUCUGAGAGAAAUACGCCUUUUUGUGUUCAUAGAAAAAGUUGUGCGUCUUGGGAUGGCAGCAAAAACUAAAGUUGUGCGUUUAUAUUUGAGGUGAGUGUAAGUAUUGUGCAUACGGCAGCUGAACAACAAUAUUUUAGUGUGUAAAGAUAGCAAUGCGUAAUCCGCCCUUUUUUGUGAUUGUCUUUUAUGUUUUAUUUAAAACUCACAUUGUUCUUUUCCUUUAGUUUCCCUAAUGAGACAUUGUUUGUGUUUUGAAGACUGUACGUGAUUGCAUUGUGUUGAUGAGGUAUAAUUAGGUUAAAAUGAUAAAGUUUGGACUACUAUACUGUUAGAACAACUCCCUUAAUCUGUAAAAACUGUAGUUUGUAGAGUAAGUAUGACUUCAUAUCAGUGCAUAUGCAGGUGCAAUACCAAAUGUGAAUUGCUAAGGUGACUCAACUUGUGUCUUACAAUUGGAACAUGGUUCAUUCAUCUUUAACCAGCCUGUACAAUUUGCCUAAAUAAAGACAAGUCUUGA